AUGGCUUUCAAGAAACCACCGACGAGCGCACCAAGGUGCUUUUUCAGUGCAAGCAAAGAGCUAUCCUUGGAUACAAGUUCUGUAUACGACAUAUACUUUUGGAUCCCAGCAGCUCCGUACAAGCAAUGUGAACAUCACCGAAAACCAAAAAGCAAGAAGGACCUUGCUACUCGGUGUACAAAUGCCAUCAGAAAGGAUAAGGAAGAGAAUUUUUGCAGCACACACUUGAUUAUGAACGGCAUGAAGGAAGCAAAGAAGAAAGAGAAAGGAUCAUCUGCAGUCAACGCCGAUGGUACCGAAAUGAUUGAUCCUGCCGGCGGGACUUAUGCUGUAUCCACUAUUGGCGAUCAGCAUCAACUUGUGCCUCAGUCCGUCGCUGAUAUGACUUCAAAUUCCUCUCCCAUGUUGCAAGAAGCUCUCCAGCCAGCGGCAACAUGUGGAGAAAUACUAGCUGCAUCAACGGUACCGAGCCCACCGCGAGCUGUCACUGUGUGUGCGGUAUCUAGCGUCACAUCUCGACCACCUGGCAGCUCCGCCUCCAAAAGAGUAACCAGACGUAAUACUGAAGAAGAGCGAUCAAUUGCCAACAAACAUGAACUGAUAUUUAUCCCCAGUGAAGAAAGUGAGGCGUGUAUCACUGAGGGAUCUGAUCCUUAUCGACAGAAGGAAGCUGAUCCGUCGAGUCAGAUGGAACAACCAUUCAAACCGUCAUCUUCACAAGGUCAUCGCAUCAUUGUAUCUGUCGUGGUAUAUGCCUGUAUACUUUAA
Messenger RNA from Cooperia oncophora, 768 nucleotides. NCBI's taxonomy places the organism in Eukaryota, Metazoa, Nematoda, Chromadorea, Rhabditida, Trichostrongylidae. The record is from the annotation of a GenBank genome assembly.